Molecule: messenger RNA, 711 nt
Organism: Eurytemora carolleeae
Lineage: Eukaryota; Metazoa; Arthropoda; Copepoda; Calanoida; Temoridae
Product: chromobox protein homolog 1
Exons: 8
Coding region: 19-567 (182 amino acids)
Biological process (GO): negative regulation of transcription by RNA polymerase II; chromatin organization
Cellular component (GO): pericentric heterochromatin; nucleus
Molecular function (GO): chromatin binding
Source: RefSeq, a predicted model, not a curated record
UUUCAGAUUUGAUUAACCAUGAGUGACGCCGGCAGUGGAAGUGAGGUUGAGGAGUACGAGGUUGAACGUAUCCUAGAGGUCAGGCAGAGGAAAGGGAAAACAGAAUAUCUUAUCAAAUGGAAAGGCUACGACACUGAGGAUGAUAAUACCUGGGAGCCAGUUGAAAACCUUGAUUGCAAGGAUAAAAUCGAAGAGUUCAACCGGAAGAAGAAGGAGAAAGAUGCAAAAGCCGAGGAAGAGAAAGGAAAAGACGAGGAGGAUGGAAAGAAAGAUGAGAAGAAAACAGAGAAAAGGAAAUCCGAAUCGGCUAAGAAAGAGGAACCCAAGGAGAAGAAGAAGAAGGACAAGGAUAACAAACCCCGUGGAUUUGCCCGCGGACUGACAGCUGAGAGAAUUAUCGGCGCCACCAACGAUCCCGGAGAACUUUUCUUUCUUAUCAAGUGGAAAGGAAACGAUGAGGCUGACCUGGUUCCGGCCAAAGAGGCGAACGUUAAGAUCCCUCAGAUUGUUAUCAAGUUCUACGAGGAGAGACUGAACUGGUACGAUACUAAGGACGACGAGGACUAAAUCUUAUCUCAAGAACCGUCUUCUUCAAAUAAUCGACUCGUCCUCAAUCAUCUAAUCGUCCCUGAAAUUUUGACGAAAUUAAAGGGAGAGAAGGAUAAAUAAUUGUAAAAUUGUAUUGAAAUUAAUAUCUUCCUUAAUUGCUUA